Molecule: messenger RNA, 845 nt
Organism: Phaeodactylum tricornutum CCAP 1055/1
Lineage: Eukaryota; Bacillariophyta; Bacillariophyceae; Surirellales; Neidiaceae
Exons: 4
Coding region: 94-639 (181 amino acids)
Biological process (GO): proton transmembrane transport
Cellular component (GO): proton-transporting V-type ATPase, V0 domain
Molecular function (GO): proton-transporting ATPase activity, rotational mechanism
Source: RefSeq, a predicted model, not a curated record
CACAGCUUCUACUACUACUCUGGAAUCUUUCCUCACUUGCACGUCCACUGGUGAUUCGCGCAGUUUCUUCCGUCUCUUUUGAGCUUACCAACCAUGACCGAAGUAGUAGCCGGAUUCGAAGGAUGUCCGUCCUGGGCUCCCGCCUUUGGAUACUUGGGUGCGUCUAGUUGUAUGAUUCUGGCUUCCUGGGGCAGUGCCUGGGGCACCUGGCGGGCGGGUCUCGGUGUGUGUCACAUGGGAAUUGACCAUCCCGCUGGGAUUAUCAAAAAUAUUGUCCCCAUUGUCAUGGCUGGUGUGCUCGGUAUUUACGGACUCAUCGUAUCCGUCAUUAUCAUUCAAGCCGUCACACCACCCAACAGUGACCACACUAACGUAUACAGCUCCUUCAACGGAUACACACACUUUGCCGCUGGUCUUUGUUGUGGUCUUUCGUGUUUGGCGGCGGGUGGAACGAUUGGUAUUCUCGGCGACGCCGGGGUACGAGCCUUUGGCGUCAAGGCCAGCAACGGCCGCAACGUGGAAGGUGCCAACAAACUGUACGUCGGCAUGCUUAUUAUGCUCAUCUUCAGUGAAGCGCUAGCCCUGUACGGAUUGAUUGUGGCGUUAAUUCUAUCCCAACACAGCUACUCGUGUGAAUAAAAGUUCGCGUGAGGCAGAUCCGGAGAGAAGACGAGUUUCGGUUAGUCGAGGACAUUAUGUGUGGAAGGUGUUGCGCGGGUUUGGGACUCGUACACAUCCCGUCGAUUGUACACGGCUGCGGAUUAUUCUCUGGAAAUGGAGUCACUCCUUGGUGUUUGUUAUGCUUCGUUUGUCUUUUUAAGUGUAACCCAAUAUUGCUUACCGUU